Messenger RNA from Erpetoichthys calabaricus (reedfish), 6382 nucleotides. RefSeq names its product syntabulin (syntaxin-interacting) (gene sybu). Gene Ontology annotation, biological process: axonal transport of mitochondrion; synapse maturation. Lineage: Eukaryota; Metazoa; Chordata; Cladistia; Polypteriformes; Polypteridae. The transcript has 6 exons. The coding region runs from base 422 to 2365 and encodes 647 amino acids. Gene Ontology annotation, cellular component: vesicle; cytoplasmic microtubule. The record is from RefSeq and is a predicted model, not a curated record.
GGAUUCAGAUCUUGCUUUUUCACAACUUGUAUUUGACGUGUUUUUUUUUUAAUUGAGUCAUAUUAUUAUUAGUUAUGUAUCGUUAGUGUAAACUUAUGUCUCUGUUUGUUGUACGUUCCAGUAGAUUCCCCAGCGGCAGGUGUACAUGGAUCUGCCAGGUUACGUAACCUUUUGUCGCGUGUCACAGACAGCAUCUUACCGAACGCGCUUUGUGACUGUCUCAGGGUGCCCACGGCACAUCAGGUGCACGCGACUCGCGAAUUUCUUUCUAAAUGCCCGCGGUGCCCAUUGCGAGCCGCUAGCGGAGCAGCGACAGACUCCCGCAUCCCCCUCCCGUUAGACCGCCGGGCGAGGGGGGCGCGGCGCAGUCGCCUCUGCGGCAUUUCAUGCGCACUGAAAGCUCUGAAACGAUCGGAAACUUAUGAAGCUGCACGCCUGCUCUGUUACUCCAAAGGAACAGAAAGAGCUCGACAAGGAGAGUCCCCGCAGUCGCAUCCCACGCCUGGUGCUGCGCCCGUACCGCCCCAAGAAGAAGGGAGGGUCGUCGCCGCUGUCUGAGGACUGCGACCGCCGCUCCGGACAUUCACGGAGGACCAUCAGCAGUAACAGCUCGUGCUCAGAUGACACCGGCUGUCCCAGCAGUCAAUCCGUCUCCCCAUCAAAGACCCCGUCAGACACCGAGCACAGCCCAGUAGACUUUCCGCCAUUAGAAGAGAAGCAAAAUGUUAAGAGAGUGAAGACCGAGGCCAUGGCCGAAUGGAACAUCCCACCCGCCCGCUACAAGAGAGAGCAAAGGCCGUGCGCCCUGCAGAGAGGCAGUGAGGCCGAUUUCAGCUCCUCGAGCAGCACAGGCAGCAUUUCGGCACAAGAAGUCUCCAUGUCUGGUCCCACCAGCAAGAGGUCCACUUUGAAUCGCAGAAAUGGUGCCCAUGGCAGGCUUAAUGUCUCUUCAACACUCAAGCCCAUCAGCCCAACUGCCACGCGAGAAAAAGAACUGCUGAGCCAGUUUUACAGAAAUCAGCCACACAUGGCGUCUUCACACAGCAGCAGCAGCAACUCCGGCUCGUACAAAGGAAGCGACUCCAGCCCCACGACAAGAAGGCCGAGCACCACACGGUUUGCCUCCUGCAGCGACAACCAUGGCAUUAAACCACCAACGCCGGAGCAGUACUUGACUCCUUUGCAACAAAAAGAAGUGGCCAUCCGACAUCUUAAAACAACACUGAAGGACUCUGCAACAAAGCUCCUCGAAAAGGAGGCAGAGGUUGAAGACCUAAAAACACAACUUGGGCGAAUGCGAGAAGACUGGAUAGAAGAAGAGUGUCACCGAGUUGAAGCGCAGUUGGCACUUAAAGAAGCAAGAAAAGAAAUUAAGCAGCUGAGGCAGGUAGUGGAAACCAUGAAGAACAGCCUGCUAGAAAAAGACAAGGGCAUUCAGAAGUAUUUCAUUGACAUUAACAUUCAAAACAAAAAGCUUGAAACCCUCCUUCACAGCAUGGAGUUGGCCCAGAACGGUUCUAUGAAGGACGACCCCUCUCUCGACUAUGUGUGCACUUUACCAGGGGAGACCAUGGCUGGGAGUUCCGCUUACGAGAAGCUAGACGACGGUCUAGUUUUGGAAGAUCAGGCCGAGGAAGAAAUGGCCGAUUGUGGCUUGCUUCUCAAUGAUGAGAUGGCAAACCGGAUAGAUUUCUUGGAUCAGAUGAUACCUUCGGGGAGACAGCCCAGUGAUGACUCCCAGCACUACUUUGGGACGGCUGAGCCAGUGUCCGUGAAGUGUGGUUUCGAGAUGCUUUCUUCCUUUUGUGAUGAUCAAUUAAUUUUCACUGAAAAAGCAAUUCAGACAGAUGUUGUUCCCUACAACUCCAAUUUUGAAAACCUUCUCCUUUAUUUAAUGAAAUCCCAAAACCUAAGUCCGCUGGCCAUUGCGAAUAACCCAACCCUUCCUUUUCCUGAGGUUUCAAAUAUGCUAAUGGAUUUAACUCCCUGUGACCCCAAUUCUGCCAUACUGGUCUCCCCUGAAAAAUCCGAAGACUCUGGCGUGUGUCUAGGGCCUAUGAGCCACAAUAUGAAUGAACUCGAUUUCAGGCCACUGCACGACGACUCCACGGGAAGCAAUUUGCCUGCCACCUCACUUGUGGAAAAGCAUUACUGGAGCAACAGUUUCUUAAUGGAUCUGUUGGCCGUUGCUGUUCCUGUGCUGCCUACAGUGGCCUGGCUGUUCGCGACACAAACUGGGAGAACGGACCCCGUCUAUAACAUCGGGGCACUGCUGCGGGGUUGUGUCAUCGUGGGUCUGCACUCACUUCGCCACACGUCGCGCAAGAUGUUCCAACCCCGUUUCCAAAUGCCCGCUUCUCCUUAGCGUGUUGGGAGAUUUUAUUACAUGAAAGCAUGUGACGAAUGCUGUCCAAUCACUGACGCUGUGUGACACUGUCUGUUGUGUCGUGCUUGUGCUGUUUAAUACGCAGGAUGUGCAAUAUUUGAGCAUGAAGAUGUGGCAAGUUUUUAUUGUGUAGAUGUUUAUUUAAGAAUGAGCGAACUCGCUUGGGAUGAGCCUUGCGUCAGCCAUCCUAACUCUACGAUUCACUGAGCUGGAAAGGGAGCCUGAGCUCAAGGCUUCUUCUCUUUGUGAUUAAAAUGUUCUCCAUAUUCCAUUGGUACAUGUAUCCACCAUACACACUACAAGUCAGGUCAUGUUGGGGAGCAUGCACUGGUACAGCGUGUUGCCGCACCCACCACGCUCUGGUUGGCCACCCCCCAGGCAGACAUGUGGUCCAGUCCCACCCUACAGAAAUAACCUUCUAUCUGACACAGUCAGGUGUUACGUGGGUGACUCCUUGGCCUGGUCCAGUCAUGUGAAUUUCCCCCUGGAUGUGAAUUUCCCCCUGGGAUUAAUAAAGUAUCUAUCUAUCUAUCUAUUUGGAUCCCUGACGAGGAGGAUCUUAUGAACCGGAUCACCCUCGAGGAAUCGCGCCACAUGUCCGUAGAACAGUAACUGACGCUCCCUCACAAUGCAGGUCAUGUGCCUCAUUUGGGACUCCGUGAGCAACACAAAGUCAAACCAAUGGUACGCAAGGAUUUUCCAGAGAGACACAGUGAUGAAGGAGUCCAAUCUUCAUCUCAGGUCACUGGAUAGCGUCCAUGUCUUGCAACCAUAUAGCAAGACAGGAGGCACCAGGGCUCUAAAGACUUGGACCUUCGUCCUUUUGCAGAAAUAUCAGGAGCACCACACACCCCUUUCCAGUGACCUCAUGACCCCCACUGCCCUAACAAAAAAUAUAACCCUCAAGCUUGCUUUCUGUUUUUCAUAUUCAACACCAGACCUCAACUCAUCAAGUCAAGUGUUGUGUCCUUCUGAAUGAGAACUCAAAACACACAGCAGGAGUUCCAUACUUUGGACACACUAGACAGAUGAGCAUGGGGACAAAGGACAGGAGGCAUCAGCCCGCUUUUAGGGAUUUGAUGGUGGAGUAACUGCAUCGAAACAUCGUAGAAAAAAAAAAAAAAAUCAAAUUGUUGAAAAGAAAUGUCAAUGCAAGAAAGCAGCAGACAAUCAGACACUGCAUUAAAGGGCGAAGAAACAGCAAAUUUAGAGAGAACAUCGAUGUAGCAGUAGUCCGGUAGCACCUUGAUACCACAUUAGAAGUCACCAGACAAAAGGGAAAUCGGCAUAAACAUGAACAUUGUAGAACAACGUGAGACCCAGAUACUAUGUUAGAAGACAGCAAAUCAAAUGGAAUGAAAAUUACGAAGGAGACGGACAUAAAGGAUUUGCUGUAAACACUGUGUUAUUAUAUAAGACAUAAAGAAUUAGUGAAAACACUGACGUAUUAGAAAACCUGUGAACGCUGAGUUAUGUACGAUACUAGAAAGUGACAAAUGCAACGAAGUCAACGUAAAUAUCAACAUCCUAGAAGGUGGAGUGUAGGAGGCAUUAGUGCCAACACUGACAUUCUGUAUUCAGACCCAGCAGAAUCCGUAAACAUGCCGACCUAUUAGCUAAGUGCAGAUGCUACAUUAGAAGAUGACAGAUGUUAUCAAAUCAGUGAAUUGACAUACAAGGAGGAGGAGGAGGAAUUAGUGUAUGAUGGAUGUCCAGUCAUGCAGUGGGGGACAUUCAGCCUCGCACAUCACGUUGGAGCGGCCGUACACGAUAUGCAGGAAGAAAUUCUUCUUCUGGUGUGGAUUUAGAAAAAAACAUUUAAUCGGUUUGCUAAAAAUUAGUCAAAAACUAACAAAUUUAUAAUGUGAAACAUGUUCUAUUACAAAAUGACAAAAUGGGUUAGUGCAUUCGUGUCUUUCAGCUGACGUCUUUGUGGGUGGACUUGCUGUGAGCGAGCAGUGGGCUCUAGGUGAGCCUACCCCUUUAAGGAUAUUACCCAGAGUGGUGUACGGUUCAACGUGAUGGGGGAGUUGAUGCAAACGGUACGAGAGGAGAGAGAAAAGCCGCGUCUUGUUCUGGGUUUGCUUUGGCCUUAGUGGUGCUGACGACAAAAAUGAGUGAGUGAACAAGAAAGAAGCUGAACUUUUAUCAGUACAGGACGGGUACACUCCUGCCCUUGCGUUUAUGUGAGAAACACAGCAUCAACUAGUGAUUUAAGACAUAAGAGGUAUGCCCAUCUGCACAGUUAAUCAGUAAAUCAUACAUUAUUUUUUUUUAACUUUUAUAUAUUUUAUACCAGUAUCUACUGUCACAAUCUUCAAUCAUCCUGUGAUGUGGAUUUUUGGCCACACAACUCCCCCUUAACAUGAAGUCACUGCUCCUCGGCCUUUCACUACGGUGUCUACUCCCGGGGGCACACAGACAUUCACCACCCUGUAAGAUGAAGAUUUGUACCCCGGAAUAACUAUUUCCCACUUGUCCACCACUGUGUAUGGGAGUUUUGAUUGGUUUGACCGUUUGUUCCCUUCUGUUGUGUACAUUGAUAGUACAUUACAUCAACAUCAACACGUCCUCACAGGUGGCGCAGUAGUAGUGCUGCUGCUUUGCAGUAAGGAGACUGGAAGAUUGUGGGUUCGCUUCCCGGUUCUUCCCUGUGUGGAUAGCGCUUUGAGUACUGAGAAAAGUGCUAUAUAAAUGUAAUGAAUUAUUAUUAUUAACAUUACUACGCUGCUUUAAAAUGAAAACGAUCUCCUUCCACACUAGCGUGUUCACAUCAUUUAUGAAAGCAUCUCCACCCACAUCAAAAUUACCAAAAAGUCACACACAUGGUGUAGCUGUUCACCUAAACUGGGAAAGCAUGAACUGGAGGCAAUAAGAGGAGGCAGCAUCCCGGUUAAGACGCCAGCAAUGGCAUUUAUUGCAGAACCGUAGCAACCUGUAAAUUAUUUGCGUUUUGCGCAUGUAAGCAGAAUUCAAACUGUACAAAGCACAAUUUAGAUGCAUACAGGUAAGCAAACGCAGCAAGUGUUAUUGGAAGCAACUCCUCUCUAUCCAUUUUGCUGGAAGAUGGCUUUCAUUUGUGAAGGGUGACCAAUCAGGGAAUGACACGGAAGGGUAAGAGGAGCUGGAUCCAAUCAGGGAAGGGUCAUGUAAUAAGCACAAACCAAUCAGAGAAUGAUUGAGAGUCUGUGUCUCCACCCAUCCGCCCUGCAACAUUUUCAGAAAUCUAUGGCUGUGGAGAGCGUUUUCAAAAGUCUCCAUUUUGGGGGGUUGAAAACACCAGGGUUGUGUGGACGAAAGGCAAAAGCAAAGACCAACAGCUGCACUUUUAAACAAAGGCAUAGUAGUAGUGUGGACGUAGUCACUGAUUUUGCUCUCCUUGCCACCUCCUAGCAGUUUAUAUGUUGAUGUUUAAAUUUUGUCACAUUACAUUUUCAUAUCCUGGCGUUCGUUGUCUUCUAUAAUGUAGACCAUUUACCAGCUUCACUCUGUUAGCAUCUACCAGAAGUGCUUUGCCCAGUUUUAGAAGAGCAAGGAAAAGACAUUAAGGAUAAAGUAGACAGUACAACAGGUAAGCUGCCGCCAUUUAUAUCCAUGAAGUCUAGAUGAGGUCCCGAGCUCGUGUCGUGUCUCUCCUACCAGCCAGGAUGAGCGUCUGAUGUAAGGUUCAUCCCAAAUGGAAAUUUCUUUUACUGUAAGCAAACUUGUCCACACCUUCAGUCACUUAGCUAGGGUUUGACUGUACACAAAUCUUUCGCUUUCUUGGUUGGUUUUCAUUUUUUUAAGUUAUUUACUUCAUUUUGUGGCAAAAUGUGUAAAUCAAGCUGUCUCUACAGCAGGAUUGUUACAACUUUAAUUAGCCACAUUUCAUCUGGGAAUGAGCUUAUGAAGUGACGACACUUUAAGGCUUGAAUGAAAUGUACUGUUUCUGAUGUCUUGUUACUGUUUACAAGAAAUGUAAUUCUGAAAUUAUUUAUUAAAAGCAUGAUGACGCAA